UUUGAACUGAAAGAGAUGCAGCGACGUGAUAUGGAGGAGGCUGAACGAACCGGCGAUUCGCUUCGUCGAGCUCCCCAGCGAGCAGCAGCAGCAGCAACAACAGUGGGAACUGCUGCUGCGCGGACGGCUGAAACUUUCCCAGCGGAGCGAGGCGUUGAGACCAGCGAUGAUUUCAGCCAUGAUACAGCGGUAGGCAGCGGUGAUUCUAGCGCAGUUCAGCGAAAGGCCGGUAUGCCGCUGCUCGUUUCGUUUGAGCGUAGUAGUCGGUUAACGGGAUCCGAGUCAUCGAGUUGGCGAUUGUCGUUGUCGCGCUCUACUCGCUUCGAUGUUCACGACUUGCGGGGUAAGACCGCUGCUGCUACUACUUCCCGAUUUUUCGCCCUUCAGAAUACUGUUAUGAUGGUUUGCAUGGUUAUUGCUUUUGUUUAUGCUGUUGUUGUCGUGGUUUGGGUUGAUGUGGGUGACGCUUUUGAAGGUGUGCUGGUAAGGAAGCACACUUAUGAAGCAUUGGAUCGAAAAGCAUCAAGCAGGUAA
Gongylonema pulchrum is the source of this 534-nucleotide messenger RNA. The record is from the annotation of a GenBank genome assembly. Lineage: Eukaryota; Metazoa; Nematoda; Chromadorea; Rhabditida; Gongylonematidae.